AUGAUGGUAGAGAAUCGCAAGAUAUCCUCUUAUUUCAAGCGAUCGGAGUCUACAGAAAGACAGCUUGUGGCUGGCGUUAAACGGCCCGGUAGCAAAGAUGGUCCGCCAUCAUCAUCGCCGCUAACUCCCUGCCCGCCAGAUUACUCCUCAGUCCAGUUCACCUCCCCCAUCCUCGCACCCAAACAGCUACAGGUGCUGGAAGACCGCUCUAGACAUGCGGGCGAGUCUGAAGCUAUCCAGUCUACCCCAAUGGAUGAACCCGAGCCUUACCCCGCGGUCUCGUCCUUUGCCAGUGUUCCUGGCUCGCAGAGGGUACUUAAAGACGGGGAGAUCAUGAUAACUGCCUCUGAUGACGAUGAUGACUAUUCGAUAAAUUCCAUCACCAUAUCUACAGAUGACCUGUUGGCUAGGUUUCUGGCUACACCACGACAGAAGGAGAGUUCAGAUACAGACAUGCCCGCGUCAAAGGGUAGGAAAGCAAAGGGUAAAGCCAACAAGGGCGGCCAAGCAGCGACUGGUGCCAUACCUAAAUUCUCUCUAGACGACUUGGUUGCCGAUGCCACCCAGGAUAAGGAGCGCGAGGCCCAGGUAUCAGCCGCAAAGAUCCUGCUCAAGGAGUCUGCCGGACAGAGUAAAGGCAAGGGCAAGCACCCUUCUGGCCGAGAUGAUAUAUAUGCUUCUCUAGUUUCAGAUACGUCGGACACAGCAGCAAUAAGGCGACUUAAGGAUGCAGUUUCACGAACAGAGGCCUUUCAAGAAGGCACAAGCUGGUCUUUCUUUCGUGAGGACCCGCCAAAAGCCACUCCGCAAAGCUUUCCUGGGAAGUCGAUAUAUCCUGGUUCCUGGGAGGCGGUUCUCCGAGUUGCCACGGAGCCACGAGAUGAGCUUCGAUUUGCAUACACUAGUGCUCUUCAUCCUGAUACCCCCAAUCUCGAUGACGAGGAGCCACCUCCUCCUUUAGACACGACGUUUCUGUUAUCCGUUUUGACUCUGCUUGCUGGCCUAGCUGAAAAAUUGAACCCCCCCACGCGUGAACAUACCUUGAAAAUCCUCUUCCGUCUAGCUCUUGACGAAACUGUCAUGAACGAUGGCGCCGUAUCUGCAGAAACACAACGAGCAAUUGUCUCACUAUUUGGCGAUCCAGAGCCUGCCCUAUCGGGCUUAAACGUCUAUGAGCUAGCAGAGCAUGUAUACGGGACAGUUAAGGAUACAAACCUCCAGUCUCUUCUCCUUAAGCACAUACCUCCGGUAUCGCCAGAGCUUGCCCUAUUUAGGUGUCGUCUGGCAACUGCAUUUCUAUUCAGAGAUAGUUCACCGCUCGAUAAGCCGGCAGCUCACCUCAUCAACAUACAGAAACUCAGUUCGCAAUUAAAGAGCGAUCGGUUCAAGGCCAACGAACACCGGUCUGAGGACAGAACGCCAUUUAACUUCGCUGAACUAGUUGCAUUAACAACAAUACUAGAUAUCGCCAUUGACUCGGGAACCUUACAGCCAUCUUUCCCGAGCAAGGAGGCUGAGAUGGAGUUCAAUAAACAGGUGGAUAAACUGGCCGAUCGAGUGAAGACGGCUUUCACAGCUAUUCAAGAUUCGGGUGCAUCACAUAUGAAGCGAACUGAAGCCAAGGAAGGGCUGCAGGCGCUUCAUUACCGGCUGAUACAUACCGUGCGAACAAGACCUGUUCAGAAAAAAUCAUGGUUUAUUUCGCCAAAUGAAGAAGGUCGGAUUGGGCCUGGAAAGAAGGAUAUUUUGGAAAAAUUUCUAGGUGUCAAGUAG
Arthroderma uncinatum is the source of this 1773-nucleotide messenger RNA. RefSeq lists its product as uncharacterized. The record is from RefSeq and is a predicted model, not a curated record. NCBI's taxonomy places the organism in Eukaryota, Fungi, Ascomycota, Eurotiomycetes, Onygenales, Arthrodermataceae. The transcript has 6 exons. The coding region runs from base 1 to 1773 and encodes 590 amino acids.